AUGCCUGCCCGGCAGACUCGAAGGAAGACGGCGGCGGCGGCGGCGGCGGCCAAGGCCCGCGAUACGCCGUCAUCAUCAGACGAGGACGUGCGCGCGUCCCCCAUGAACGGCAGCGCCGUCGUCCACAGCGCGUCGUCGGAGAAGUCGGACGCGGAGCCCAAGGAGAACAUCUUCCUCUUCUGGCCCAAUGUCAUCGGCUACUGGCGAAUCGUCCUCGCCAUCGCCUCCCUAUACUACAUGCCGCUGCACCCGCGGACGUGCUCGCUGCUGUACAGCAUCUCGUGCCUGCUGGACGCGCUCGACGGCUAUGCGGCCCGCAUCUUCGAGCAGUCGACCCGCUUCGGCGCGGUGCUCGACAUGGUCACCGACCGCUGCACCACCUCGUGCCUCCUCGUCUUCCUGUCGUCGGCCUUCCCCCGGUGGGCCAUCAUUUUCCAGAGCCUCAUCGCCCUCGACUUUUCCAGCCACUACAUGCACAUGUAUGCCACGCUCGUCGUGGGCGGCGCCGACUCGAGCCACAAGAACAUUGAUAAGAGCCAGAGCCGGCUGCUGAACCUGUACUACUCGAACAAGAAUGUCUUGUUCGUCUUCUGCGCCCUCAACGAGCUCUUCUUCAUCGCCCUCUACCUCUUGUCCUUCUCGUCGCCUCUUCUGUCGCCCCACCUCAUCAAGAGCGUUGAGGAAUCGAGCGGCGGCUUCAUUCAGCCCGGUGCGCCGGUCAACGCAUCGCUCUUGAGGCAGCUGUUCCCGGACCCCUUCAGCGCGGCCGCCCUUGAGAUUGCCCGGGCCAACAAGAUGGACUCGAACAUCCCUUGGGCUCUUGCCGGACUCAGCUUCCCCGUCAUGGCCAUGAAGCAGUUCAUCAACGUCGUACAGCUCGUCAAGGCGAGCAAGUCGCUCGCCGAAGUGGACAUUAAGUCGCGAAAGGCGAAGGGCCUCCCCAGGAAGGUCAAGGCUGGGUAA
Molecule: messenger RNA, 963 nt
Organism: Purpureocillium lilacinum
Lineage: Eukaryota; Fungi; Ascomycota; Sordariomycetes; Hypocreales; Ophiocordycipitaceae
Product: CDP-diacylglycerol-inositol 3-phosphatidyltransferase
Biological process (GO): phosphatidylinositol biosynthetic process
Cellular component (GO): membrane; Golgi apparatus
Molecular function (GO): CDP-diacylglycerol-inositol 3-phosphatidyltransferase activity
Source: RefSeq, a predicted model, not a curated record